This is a messenger RNA of Rhizoctonia solani, 195 nucleotides long. RefSeq lists its product as uncharacterized. The transcript has 2 exons. The record is from RefSeq and is a predicted model, not a curated record. NCBI's taxonomy places the organism in Eukaryota, Fungi, Basidiomycota, Agaricomycetes, Cantharellales, Ceratobasidiaceae. Bases 1 to 195 code for a protein of 64 amino acids.
AUGCCCGACACGCUCGGCGCUUUCACACCAAGUCCGGAGCACAACGUGAAUAUCCUCUCCAACGGUGGCCCCGUAUCCUACAAUUUUGCACCUCCUGCUCUGGUCCACUGUUACAACAUUUCCUUUCAUCGUAACCGUCGUUUACUGGAUUCUACUGGCCUCUUCCGAGACCUUCGCGACGCGGUAUUCCAGUAA